Messenger RNA from Bradysia coprophila, 2154 nucleotides. RefSeq names its product putative cytochrome P450 12b2, mitochondrial. Gene Ontology annotation, molecular function: iron ion binding; heme binding; monooxygenase activity. NCBI's taxonomy places the organism in Eukaryota, Metazoa, Arthropoda, Insecta, Diptera, Sciaridae. The record is from RefSeq and is a predicted model, not a curated record.
UAUAUCGGAUACAAACAUACCACACGAUCAUAACGUUUGUGGAGUUUCUCGCGAGUUAUCUGAAUAUAAACUUGGAAACAUCUGUUUAUUGUGAGUAAAAAAAGUGAACAAAAAAUGAUGAUUAAAAGUAGUGGCCGACAAAUUGCACUAAUUUCGAAUUGGAAUGUACGUCGAUUAUCUGCUGUUGCACAGGCUCAAGUGAAGACUGAUGCGAACGACGAGCAAGAGUGGAACAAUGCAAAACCUUACGCAUCUCUUCCUGGACCCUCAAAAUUUGAAAUAUUGAGAUACUUCUUGCCAGGAGGCAGAUAUUACAAACUCAACAUUAUCGACAUGAUGAAAGGAUUGAACAAGGAUUAUGGAUCGAUUAUGAAACUCCCGGGAAUAUUGGGUAAACCAGACAUGGUUGUGACGUUCGAUCCCAAAUAUUCGGUAAUCAUUUUUCGGAAUGAGGGACACUGGCCCAUUCGCAGGGGCAUCGACACGUUCGAAUAUUAUCGCAAGAAAAUUCGGCCCGACAUCUUCCAAAAGAGUUCCGGAUUGGUCAAUGACCACGGUGAAUCGUGGGCGAAUCUGCGUACGGCUGCCAAUCCGAUUAUGAUGAAACCGAAACUGGUAAGGGCGUACAUUCCUGACAUCGAUACGGUAGCCAAGGAUUUCAUUCGACGAGUUACGACCAUUCGAGAUGAGAAUAAUGAAAUGCCAGAUGAUUUCCAAAAUGAAUUGAACAAAUGGUCACUUGAGUCUAUUGCACUGAUAGCGCUCGAACAUCGACUGGGUCUUUUAAGUGAGGUUGAUAAUCCAGAAAAUCAAAAGUUGAUCAACGCGGUCAAAGACUUUUUCCUGCUUGCCUAUGAACUUGAUGUUCAGCCGUCGAUUUGGAAGUACUACAAAACACCAACGUUCAACAGAUUAAUGGAAUCGUUUGAUGUUAUGACGACCUUGUCGAAGAAGCAUAUAGAUAGAGCCAUCGAGCGCAUAGGAAACCAAACAGAAAACGACGAGUCGCAGGAAGAAAGUGUCCUAAAGAAAAUUCUUCAAGUUGACAAAGACUAUGCAGUUGUAAUGGCUUUAGACAUGCUGCUAGCUGGAAUCGACACGACAUCCGCUGCGGUGUCUGGCCUUUGGUACAAUCUAGCCAAAAAUCAAAAAGCACAGGACAAGUUGCGUGAAGAAAUUAUGAAACUUCUACCCGAUGUUCAUGCACCACUAACACCAGAAAGUCUUAAUAGUCUGCCGUAUAUGAGAGCAUGUGUCAAGGAAUCGUUAAGAGUGGCGCCCAUUGUUGGGGGUAAUAUGCGCUGCAUAGAUCGGGACAUUGUUCUUGAAGGAUAUCAGAUACCAAAAGGAUCGCACUGUGUGAUGGGAAGUAUGACAAUGGCGAAAGACGAAAAAUUUGUGGAAAGGGCCGAUGAAUUUAUACCGGAACGUUUUCUGAAAGAAACGCAAUCAGGAUGUCCAAGCGCAAAGGACUUUCAUCCGUACCUUAUGCUUCCGUUUGGUUUCGGGGCUCGGGCCUGUAUUGGCAAGCGUUUUGCUGAAAUGGAAAUUGAAGUUCUAACAAUUAGAUUGCUGAGGGAAUACAAAAUCGAAUGGAACUAUGAGCCGAUCAGUUAUGCAAAUGGAUUGAUCGUAACUCCUGCAUCAAAGUUGAAAUACAGAAUCACCGAGCUGUAAAAUAGGAGUCAAACUUUGUAAUGCGUCACUUAAAAUAAUAUCAGCUGUUACGGACUAAACACAGGGAUUUGCGUCACAUUUCCUUUAUUAAACGUUAAUUACUCAAAUUAGCAAUUCGAAGAAAAUCACAUUCGCCAGUCAUUGUAUUAAUGCAAGUCAUCCACAAUGUGGAUUCCACAUACUACCUCAAUAAUUCUAAAUAUCUAGAUGAAAACCCAAAAAAAAUCAGUCAAAAAUCCUUCAAAUCCUAGAAUUCCACAAGUGGGAGGGGUGGGCGAAGAAAACUUUUUUCGCCAUUGUUUCUAAUUUGACUUCCGGAAUGUAAUUCCUACAAUAAAUCGAUUAAAUGAUUGCAAUUAUUUUCUCCUAGCUGGUCAGGAUGAUGACCGCGUGUGCAAAUAAUAUUUUUUCCUUAUAGCAAAAUUCGACCAAAUUUCCCAGUAAUAAUACUGGAAUUUCCCAGUAAAGAAUAUUAAU